Messenger RNA from Anisakis simplex (herring worm), 192 nucleotides. The record is from the annotation of a GenBank genome assembly. Lineage: Eukaryota; Metazoa; Nematoda; Chromadorea; Rhabditida; Anisakidae.
CGGCGGGCAUUUUCGAAUCAUGCUUUCGAUUCAUCGCUGGACAUGCCCGAUAAUGAGAUGAGCGUUGAUAUGGAGCUGUCACACUGGUACGCUCACGUCAAUAACAUGGCAUCUGAUACUGCUGAUGGACAGAGCAGCGAUAGUCAUGUAAAUGCUGAGAAGAAGCCACCUAAAUAUGUUGCGUUCUUCUGA